AUGUCAUCGUUACCAGUAAAUCGAGAUCGUCGUCGUUCGAGUGACUUCGGAAAUGAUUUCGAACUGUUUGAUCCAUGGAGAGAUUCAAAGUCGAAUACAUUCGCAUCACUUCGUUGGAUCAAUCGACCGAAACGACGACAAGAAUAUGAAGAAAUAGUAGCACCUGCAUUAGAAUCACAACCGUAUGGAGACAAAUAUCGUGUCAAACUGGACAUCUCGGGAUAUGAUCCCGAGAGUAUCCAAACCACGAUCGAAGGUCGUCUUCUGCUCAUUGAAGCGAAACAGAAUGGUCAAAGUGAAAAAGAACGAAAAAUGUACGAUCUACCCGAGCCUGUUUAUGAACAUGCUGAUGCUGAUCAUUUGGUAUCGUAUGUAACACCAAAUAAUUUAUUAAUUGUCGAUAUCCCACUGCAUAAUCACGAACACAAACAACGUUACCUCGAAUCGGCAACAGAUGCUGAUCACCAACAUUUACUUCCGUAUGGUCAAAAUCGUGAACAAUCGUUCGAUUAUCAUCAUUUUCACACGUCUUCGUUUACACCGAAAGUUGUCAAUGGCGAAGAAAAAAAGAAGAAACUGGAAAUGUCUUUACCAAUGAAAAACUACCGCCCAGAUCAGAUCAAAGUCUCCGUGAGAAACAAUGAUUUGAUCGUCCAAGGCGAACAUAUGUCACUCACUGAUCGAACUUUGGAGAAAAGCUACUUUUACAGAUCAAUUACUCUUCCACCAGGCACGCAAACAGAUCAUUUACAAUCAUAUUUAACUGAUGAUGGACAUCUUACAAUCGAAGUACCAUAUACUGAACACAGUCAAAACAAAUGA
Messenger RNA from Adineta ricciae, 822 nucleotides. The record is from the annotation of a GenBank genome assembly. Lineage: Eukaryota; Metazoa; Rotifera; Eurotatoria; Adinetida; Adinetidae.